AUGAAAUGAACACCUGAACACGUGAACACAUGAAACAUGAAUUGCGUCAUCAGUUGGACCUACGCUUGUUAUUUGUGUGUCUCGUGCAUGAACAACCUGUUGUGCAGAUCAUUUUCUCGAUUCACCAAUCUCUAGGAUGUUGGGGUAUAUCUGGCAGUAUUUCUAUUCCUCUUGUCUACGGUUCUGGGUGAAAUGGAUACUCAGGCUGGUGACGGGAACAUGUGAGCUACAGCGGAUCUGUGCCCAGUGCAGAGCUGGAGCGCUUAGGACAACACAAAUAGAGUAUUCCCUGAAGUCGUCCAAAAGCAAGGUUUUGCGAGCAGCUUUAUCUUUGAAGGAGAGCGAACUGGAAGACCAUCUUGCUCAAAUCAUUCGAGAAAAGAGAAUCAAAGAGCAGAAAGAUCCAACGUUUAAGCUGAAUUUUCGCCAAUGCCUUUUACAAAUAAACGGCUAUAAUGAGCUGUUUGAGGCAGUUGAGGAACUUCGAAAGGAGGUGUUUGACUCUGAUAAGGAGGAACAUGAGAACAUGCUCCUGAAGUUGUGGGACUUGUUAAUGCCGUCAGCCAAGUUGGAGUCGAGAGUAACUAAACAGUGGGGCAACAUCGGUUUCCAAGGUGAUGACCCGAAGACAGAUUUCAGAGGCAUGGGCAUGCUGGGCCUCACAAACCUUGUGUUUUUCAGCGAGACGUGCACCGAUGAAGCCCGUCAGGUUCUGUCACAUGCAAAUCACCCCACACUCGGGUAUUCAUAUGCAAUAGUGGGCAUUAAUCUGACUGAGAUGGCAUACAGCUUAAUGAAGAGUGGCGCUUUGAAGCCUCAUUUCUAUAACGCUGUAUCUGCAAAACCUCAAAUGCAGCACUUCCAUCAAUUCUACUGUUACCUGGCGUACGAGUUUGAUAAGUUCUGGUUGGAAGAGGAGCCAGAGAGCAUCAUGGAGUUCAAUCGCUACCGGGAGAAGUUUCACGACAAGGUCAAAGGGCAACUCCAGGAACCAGAGGUCACUCUAAUCAUGACUCCGGUCCCAAAGAAGUGAUUCCAGCAUUCCAACACUUCUUCAAAUACAGGAAUGAGAAUCAAACGAAAAGGAAACCUGAACAGUUGUUUUUGUUUUCUGUCAAUUUCCAAUUGACUCCAUUAAUAGUUUUUGAGUAGGGAAAUGUACAAUGUGCAUGAAAAAUGAAUUAAUAAUUCCACAACAAAAUACUGUAUAAACUGUACAUCAAAGGGGUUGAGCUGGCCUUUACAUAGUCGGGGAGAACAUUUCCACUGUGAAGGAUUACUAAUUCUAUCAUUUAGUGCAUUGAAAGUAACAUUUUAAACUCAAGUUCAUAGAUUGGCGUUCUCUAAACACUUGACCGUUUUGGUUGCGCGACUCCUGCUUCUCUUUGUAACGUUUACCCAUCUCAGGAAGUUUAUGAUCGUAAAAAUAGAUCAUUUUAGGAAGUUAUUUUUCCUAAGCCUCCUAAAUGUCUUUAUAUGCAGAGCAUUCAACCUCUUUGCAUGUUUAAGUUAUUAUAAACUCGACCCAUCAUUAUCUGUACAUUUUGUUGAUGUGGCCUAAAACCUGAGAGUUGUACAGUAUUUAAUAUCUAAUCAGAUUUGUUGUCUGUUCUGUUAAUGUUGUUCAGACCUCAACUCAAAUUCCAAAGUACAGCAUUGGUAUAGUAUGCACAAACCUUUAUGUAACACUCUGUCGUUGUCUUAUUUAAGCAGUGUUUGGUUUUGAAGAUGUAACUUUUUAUUCUCGAUGACCCGAUUAAUUUUAUAGCGUUGGAUUCAUACCUAAUGUUGAAGAAUAAAUGUAG
This is a messenger RNA of Xyrauchen texanus (razorback sucker), 1805 nucleotides long. It is a transcript of the gene elmod2, whose product is annotated as ELMO/CED-12 domain containing 2. Gene Ontology annotation, molecular function: GTPase activator activity. The record is from RefSeq and is a predicted model, not a curated record. NCBI's taxonomy places the organism in Eukaryota, Metazoa, Chordata, Actinopteri, Cypriniformes, Catostomidae. The transcript is spliced from 9 exons. Gene Ontology annotation, cellular component: membrane. Bases 137 to 1033 code for a protein of 298 amino acids.